Molecule: messenger RNA, 3163 nt
Organism: Engraulis encrasicolus (European anchovy)
Lineage: Eukaryota; Metazoa; Chordata; Actinopteri; Clupeiformes; Engraulidae
Gene: tial1
Product: TIA1 cytotoxic granule-associated RNA binding protein-like 1
Exons: 13
Coding region: 131-1342 (403 amino acids)
Molecular function (GO): RNA binding; DNA binding
Source: RefSeq, a predicted model, not a curated record
UUGCCGGUUUCCGCCAUUUUCUGCAUGAAGGGGCUACGUUACCUUAGUGAAAUAUAAGACUAUUGUUGGUAAUAACUAAAGACUAACACGUAAUAACAGUUUGUAAUAACACACCUAUCGGUAUCUGAGCAUGGAAGACGAAGGCCUCCCCAAAACACUAUAUGUUGGCAACCUGUCAAGAGAUGUUACGGAGAACUUGAUUCUUCAGUUGUUUACCCAGAUCGGACCCUGUAAGAGCUGCAAAAUGAUAACAGAGCAUACAAGCAACGACCCGUAUUGCUUUGUGGAGUUCUUUGAACACAGGGACGCUGCUGCUGCAUUAGCAGCGAUGAACGGCCGCAAGAUCCUUGGGAAGGAGGUGAAGGUGAAUUGGGCCACAACACCAAGCAGCCAAAAGAAAGAUACAUCCAAUCACUUCCAUGUCUUUGUGGGUGAUUUGAGUCCAGAGAUAACCACUGAAGACAUCAAAGCCGCUUUUGCACCGUUUGGAAAAAUCUCGGAUGCGCGUGUGGUGAAGGAUAUCACGACAGGGAAAUCAAAGGGGUAUGGAUUUGUGUCCUUCUAUAACAAACUGGAUGCGGAGAAUGCCAUCGUGCACAUGGGUGGCCAGUGGCUGGGCGGCCGACAGAUCAGAACCAACUGGGCCACUCGGAAGCCUCCAGCCCCCAAGAACGUUCCAGAGAGUAACUCGAAACAUCUGAGAUUUGAAGAUGUGGUGAACCAGUCGAGUCCUCAGAACUGCACCGUGUACUGUGGGGGGAUCCAGUCCAACCUCUCAGAACAUCUCAUGCGACAGACGUUUUCACCCUUUGGACAGAUCAUGGAGAUCCGCGUGUUUCCAGAGAAAGGAUAUUCGUUUAUCAGGUUUUCUUCCCACGAGAGCGCUGCCCACGCCAUAGUGUCAGUGAAUGGGACGGCCAUCGAGGGGCACAUGGUUAAGUGUUACUGGGGCAAAGAGGCGCCGGACAUGAGCAAAAGUGUCCCACAGAUGGAGUACGGGCAGUGGGGCCAGUGGAACCAGGUGUACAGCAGCCCUCAGCAGCAGCAGCAGCAGCAGCAGCAGCAGCAGUAUGGCCAGUACAUGACCAACGGCUGGCAGCAGGUGCCGCCCUCCUACAGCAUGUAUGGACAGACCCAGUGGAACCAGCAGGGCUUUGGCAUGGAGGACUCCAUACUGGCAGCUGCGCAGAACAUGCCAAGACCCAUGUCUUCCCCCCCUAGCAGACAGUCCCAGUCCCCAGCGUGGAUGGGAGGAUUCGGGGGACAGCCUUCUCAACCUCAGCCCGGCUCCGUGAUGCCCAACCAGCCCAGCUUUGGGAUGGCUGGCUACCAGACCCAGUGAGCAUCACCGGGGCUUUAGCUGAAGGGCAGUUACUCCCUAGCGGAAACUGGACCACUCAGAAGAAGAAAUGUGAUGAUGCCGAGAACGAGGUUUUACGCCCACCAACCACAUCUUAUUUGAAAAGAGUAAAACCGAGCAAAUUAUGUUAUUUUGUGAGAGACUCGCUAUUCGGGGUGCUUUUAAAUGGGACUUGGUGCCAUACAUUGGGAAAAAUGGACGUUUAUUGGUUGACAGACAAUGUCUGUAGAAAAAGAACAUCUUUUUGUGUUUUUUUUCUUGCCGUCUCAUUGCUUUUCAGUGAAUAAGAAGAGACGAGAGUGUAAAAAGUGUUUUUCCCUGCUUGUUUGAGUUUAUGAUUUCAUGUUAAUCUGACAGCUGGCAAGAGAGGAGGUUUGUUAUUUUUUUGUCCCACUUUAAGAGACAGGGUUUGCACUGGUACAUUUUAGUAGAAAUGUUUGAAAAUGUUUUAGUUUGUAAAUGCUGUAGUGACGCUUUUUAAAUAUGAAAAAGGAAAACAUUUUCACCCUACCAACUGAAAAGAACAUUGUUUCAUGCUCCAACAUUUCAUUUUGUACUAAAUACAAACACCCGCUCCCCCCUAAUCUACUCUAGUAGAAUAAUGUAACAUAAGGAAAACACUUUUUCUGAUAAAUAAGUUUGAAAAAAUGCAGUGUUAUUUCAUCAUAGAGAGUUGAUUUAAUGUCUUUUAGAUUGUAUUUGGUCUCUUAGUGUUGGAUUAAUGCUGCACUUUUUACUGAUGAAUGCCUGUGUCUAGUGAAUGUCAUAUCUGGAUUUCUGCGCCAUUGUCUGAAUUUAGCUGUCUUAACUUCACUUUGGCACACCUUACCAACCGCUUCCCCCCCUGCACAAUCUAGUAUCUUUAGUUACCAUUUAGCUGACAUUUUUAUUUCAUUAGUGUUCAUGACCAUGCAAGGGCAAACAUGUACAUAGUCCUUUCAUAACACAGUGUGACAGGAAGUUUUUUGUUUUGUUUUUAAUCAAAGCAUGCAUUUUUCAUUUUCCACAAGUUCCACAAGUAAAUAUCUGUACAUAGAACACACUAGUACAAAUGUGCUGAACUGACAUUAUUAAAUCAAUUCAGUGUAAGUUACAAAGAAGCCUUAAUUUUUAAAAGGUUGGUGAAUACAUCACUUGAUAACCUGCAUUGCGAUCCGGAGUCAAUAUUUGAGAGAGGUGUUGAGCAGCAGUCACGCAGCCCCUUUGCAGUUUCGGUCCUUAACCAAGGUGUGAGUUUUGCCAGAUGGCUGUGCUUGGGUGAGCUGCAUGUUUUUGUUUUAAAAUGUGUUGUUGAGGUCGCAAAGAUGAAUUGAAUGUAAAUGGCUGACCUGUUUGAUUACUUUCAGCAAUUUGGGAAAAUAAUCAAUCAUAUGAAAGGAGAUGUCUCCUUUAAUUUAAAGACAAUUGGGUGUUGAGUUUUUUUUCUCCAGGCUGUAAAGUCUUCAAAAAAAAAAAACAUGACUGAGAAGCUGCAACUGAAAAGUUAUGUUAAAAAAUAAAACUAGGCAAUUGUUUUGUUCGUAACCAUGUGUCCUUGUGUGUGUGUGCGUGCGUGCGUGCGUGUGUGCGUGUGCGUGCCUGCAUAUGAGUGUGACUGCUUAGAGGCGUCAUAGUAGGGAGAGGCAAAGGGUACUCAGUUACCAGGGCCCAGUAGCAUUAAGCAGGGUCCAUGAGGAGGGUUUUAAAUUGAGAUGUAGGGAAAUCCUGUGCAUUGGCAUAGGAUUUGGCUCUGUGCCCCUGUUCACGCUUGUGAGUGUGCAUUUGCUGAAUACUCUUGAUGGUUCAAUAAAUCACAUCCAAUUA